AUGUCAUUCACGGCUGCGAUAUUACAGCACUUCAUUGACAACAUUGACAACAUUAUCGGCAUGCUUACCUUGGCACUCGGAGAUUUUCUCUCAUUGGACGAAAUUGAUGGUCUAGACGGUGUUUUUGAGGUGGUUUUCAUGACACCAGAGGUAGAUGGCAUUUCUCGUUUAAUUAUACCGAUCUCGAAAAAUUGGCUGGUUUCAAUAGCUUGGUACGGAAAUAUUGGACCAAAGGCAAUGGAAGGAUAUCCCAGGACUCAAGCAUCUAGUGUUUGGGCUCUCGAGGCAUACCCAGAAUCCGAAAUUACAAAAGAACAUUUAGCUGUCCAGGAAACAAUAGCUAGAUUAAAUGUAAAAUACAAACCGAAUUAG
Messenger RNA from Botrytis fragariae, 372 nucleotides. RefSeq lists its product as uncharacterized. Lineage: Eukaryota; Fungi; Ascomycota; Leotiomycetes; Helotiales; Sclerotiniaceae. The record is from RefSeq and is a predicted model, not a curated record. Bases 1 to 372 code for a protein of 123 amino acids. The transcript has 2 exons.